Messenger RNA from Suncus etruscus (white-toothed pygmy shrew), 267 nucleotides. It is a transcript of the gene MEIG1, whose product is annotated as meiosis/spermiogenesis associated 1. The transcript has 2 exons. The record is from RefSeq and is a predicted model, not a curated record. The coding region runs from base 1 to 267 and encodes 88 amino acids. Lineage: Eukaryota; Metazoa; Chordata; Mammalia; Eulipotyphla; Soricidae. Gene Ontology annotation, cellular component: nucleus.
AUGGCUAGUUGUGAUGUGAAACCUAAAUCGAUCAGUCGUGCCAAAAAAUGGUCAGAAGAGAUAGAAAAUCUGUAUAGAUUCCAACAAGCGGGAUAUCGGGAUGAAAUUGAAUACAAACAAGUGAAGCAAGUUUCAAUGAUAGAUCGCUGGCCAGAGACAGGGUACGUGAAAAAACUUCAGCGAAGGGACAACACGUUCUAUUACUACAACAAGCAGAGGGAGUGUGAUGAUAAAGAAGUACACAAGGUGAAGAUCUAUGCAUAUUAG